CUCUGCAUUUCUCCGGCGACUUCCAUCUGAAAAAGCUCCACUACACGGAAAAGCAAUAAGGGGGAAGAGAGAGAGAGAGGAAGAAGAAGAAGAAGAAGAUGGGAAGUAGCUGUAGAGUCUAUGGCACUGUCUUCAUCGUUUUCCUUUUGUUCUCCACUGCUCGUUCCUUCUACCUUCCCGGUGUCGCUCCUCGCGAUUUCCAGAAGGGUGAUCCGCUUCAUGUCAAAGUGAACAAACUGUCAUCUACGAAGACUCAACUUCCAUAUGAUUACUACUACCUGAAAUACUGUAAGCCUUCCAAGAUUCUGAACAACGCUGAAAAUUUGGGGGAGGUCCUCAGAGGGGAUCGCAUUGAAAAUUCAGUUUAUACUUUUGAAAUGAUGGAGGACCAACCCUGCAAAGUUGCUUGCCGAGAAACACUUGAUGUCGAGUCUGCAAAAAAUUUCAAGGAAAAGAUUGAUGAUGAAUACCGGGUCAAUAUGAUUCUUGAUAAUCUUCCAGUAGCUGUUCUUAGACAAAGAAGAGAUGGAAGUCAGUCAACAACUUACGAGCACGGUUUCCGUGUCGGUUUCAAAGGAAGCUAUGAAGGGAGCAAAGAGGAGAAAUAUUUUAUCCAUAACCACUUGAGCUUCCGAGUUAUGUACCACAGAGAUCAAGAAUCUGAUUCUGCUCGAAUUGUUGGAUUUGAGGUUACCCCUAGCAGUAUCCUUCAUGAAUACAAAGAGUGGGAUGAAAAGAACCCUCAGUUAACGACGUGCAACAAGGAUACAAAGACUCUGAUCCAGAGCAAUACUGUUCCUGUAGAAGUUAAUGAAGGGAAAGAAGUUGUGUUUACAUAUGAUGUCACAUUUAAGGAGAGUGAAAUCAAAUGGGCUUCUCGCUGGGACACGUACCUUCUAAUGAAUGACGAUCAAAUCCAUUGGUUUUCCAUCAUAAACUCGUUGAUGAUUGUCUUAUUCCUCUCUGGCAUGGUAGCCAUGAUAAUGAUGAGAACUCUAUACAAGGAUAUCUCAAACUACAAUCAGCUGGAAACCCAAGAUGAGGCUCAGGAAGAAACCGGGUGGAAGCUUGUACAUGGAGAUGUCUUCAGGCCACCAGUCAAAUCGGGUUUGCUAUGCGUUUAUGUCGGUACAGGUGUUCAGAUAUUCGGAAUGACACUUGUGACGAUGAUAUUUGCUUUGCUCGGUUUCUUGUCUCCAUCCAACAGAGGAGGGCUUAUGACUGCAAUGGUACUCCUGUGGGUUUUCAUGGGCAUAUUUGCCGGUUACUCCUCAUCCCGUCUUCACAAGAUGUUCAAAGGUACAGAGUGGAAGAGAAUCACCUUGAAGACGGCUUUCAUGUUUCCCGGUAUCCUUUUUGCAAUCUUCUUCGUUCUGAAUGCUCUCAUCUGGGGAGAGCAGUCUUCAGGAGCCAUACCCUUUGGGACAAUGUUUGCUCUUGUCUGCCUCUGGUUCGGUAUCUCGGUCCCAUUAGUCUUUGUCGGGAGCUACCUGGGUUACAAGAAGCCAGCAAUCGAAGACCCGGUCAAGACAAACAAGAUCCCGAGACAAGUACCCGAACAGCCGUGGUACAUGAAACCCGUCUUCUCGAUACUGAUAGGAGGCAUCCUUCCGUUUGGUGCCGUAUUCAUCGAGCUAUUCUUCAUCCUCACCUCCAUAUGGCUGAACCAAUUCUACUACAUUUUCGGGUUCCUCUUCAUCGUCUUUGUUAUAUUGAUGGUAACUUGCGCAGAGAUCACGAUCGUGCUUUGUUACUUCCAGCUUUGCAGCGAAGACUACAACUGGUGGUGGAGAUCUUACCUGACGGCAGGAUCCUCGGCCGUAUACCUAUUCCUGUACUCGGUUUUCUACUUCUUCACGAAGCUGGAGAUAACGAAAUUCGUGUCGGGGAUACUCUAUUUCGGGUACAUGAUCAUCAUCUCUUAUGCUUUCUUUGUCGUGACGGGCACGGUAGGGUUCUACGCGUGCUUCUGGUUCGUCAGGAAGAUCUACUCGUCGGUGAAGAUCGAUUGAUUAGAGUCUCGAGAGAGAACAAAAACCGAAAUCGGUAAGAAAGAUGAAAUCUUUUUGAGUCAUGUGGGGUUUGUAGGCAUUCUCUUUUACUCAGUAUAAAGUUUGUAACAAGUGAAAAAAAAAGAGAAAAGGCUGUAACUUUUCUCGGUGUUUGUUCUAUGGAAAGUCUUUUGUUGAUACAAAUUAUGCCUGCUUCAAUUUCCUUUUCCGGGUUUUUGUUAUAUUUUGAUUCCA
This is a messenger RNA of Tarenaya hassleriana, 2246 nucleotides long. RefSeq names its product transmembrane 9 superfamily member 7. The record is from RefSeq and is a predicted model, not a curated record. Gene Ontology annotation, biological process: protein localization to membrane. Gene Ontology annotation, cellular component: membrane. Lineage: Eukaryota; Viridiplantae; Streptophyta; Magnoliopsida; Brassicales; Cleomaceae. Bases 99 to 2012 code for a protein of 637 amino acids. The transcript has 7 exons.